Molecule: messenger RNA, 4052 nt
Organism: Notothenia coriiceps (black rockcod)
Lineage: Eukaryota; Metazoa; Chordata; Actinopteri; Perciformes; Nototheniidae
Product: fibrinogen C domain-containing protein 1-like
Exons: 4
Source: RefSeq, a predicted model, not a curated record
CAAUCGUUCCCUGUGCAAGCCAUAUUGGAGAUAAUUUAUUUCAUGUCUCGUCCUCUCACCUCUCCCCAGGCUCGCGUCCCCGUGACUGCGGUGAUCUGUACGCCAGCGGCCAGCGAGAGGACGGCAUCUACUCUGUGUUCCCUGUGCACCACCCUGCAGGCUUCCAGGUCUACUGUGACAUGACCACAGAUGGAGGAGGCUGGACGGUGAUCCAGCGCAGGGAGGAUGGCUCGGUCAACUUCUUCAGAGCAUGGGAGUCCUAUCGUGAGGGAUUUGGCAAGAUCACCGGUGAACACUGGCUCGGGCUGAAGCAGAUCCAUGCUCUGUCCAUCCAGGGCAACUAUGAGCUGCGGAUCGACUUGGAGGACUUUGAAAAUAGCACCGCUUACGCCCAGUAUGGAACCUUUGGAGUGGGCCUCUUCUCCGUCGACCCUGAUGAUGACGGCUAUCCUUUGACUGUGGGAGACUAUUCUGGCAAUGCAGGUGACGCUCUGCUGAAGCACAAUGGGAUGAAGUUCACCACCAAAGACCGGGAUAACGACCACUCGGAGAACAACUGCGCCUCCUUCUACCACGGGGCCUGGUGGUACCGCAACUGCCACACCUCCAACCUGAACGGGCAGUACCUGCGGGGCCAGCACACCUCUUACGCCGACGGCAUCGAGUGGUCCACUUGGACCGGCUGGCAGUACUCCCUCAAGUUCUCCGAGAUGAAGAUAAGACCCACCCGUGACCAAGACAAAAAAUAAGACAGACAGCAGGAAAAAGUUACAAACAUUACCAACCACAAUUUCUGACAGCUAGGCGGAGUUUCUUGAUAUAGUUUAUUCACUAAAACAUACCUCUGUGAGUUUAGUUCCCUCCCUAUGUUUCGCUUCCUUUUUGCUCCCCCAUCAUUCAGCUACUAGUGUCAUGCAGGCUACCAUUAUUCUUCCUCAUGGUCCCUUUCUUAAAAAAUAACCAUCAUCAUUCAUAUUUCUGAUCGCUCAGCUCACAAAAGCAACAUACCAGAGCUCUGAAAUCCACAGUCCACUGAGCUAGCUUUACUCAGUCUGACAUGGCGGUCCAAGCAUCGCCGGCAGGAUCACACACUAGUAAUUCGCUCCUGACAUGUGGCUCUGACCUCCCAUCUGCGCUGACAUGGCACUUCAAUUGUGGUUCAGUCUCACUGCCCAUAGCUGUAUAAUCUGUGAACGCUCCAAAUAUAGUAUAAAACAAACAAACCCUUCACAAAAAAGUGAAAAAGGAGAUACAAGAUCCUCCAGUGGUGAGGAGAGACAGCGCAGUGGUAUACUGUGUCACAUGUACAUCCCUGAUCCGUGUGAAUGAGACCCAGCAGGGUUAGGGGAAAGGAGUGCAGCAUCUCAGAUAAUUAGAAAGAGACAGAGAUGGAGAGAACGGGGAAACAAUUUGACAAGAGUUAAAUCAGUCGAGAAAGAAAGGGGGGCAGUGCGAAUCAGAGGCGAGUGAGGAAGUGGAAGGAGAGGAGGUGCAAAAAGAAAGAGACAACGCAGGAUCUCAUUCAUCUGACUUGGGCCAUUAGGGAGCAUAUUGGGCACUUUGUCUGAUCUGCCUGCCAGCUGAGUACUGGCCAACUGAUGCAGCACUCACAGAUGGUAACCCAGCACGUGUGUGUGUGUGUGUGUGUGUGUGUGUGUGUGUGUGUGUGUGUGUGUGUGUGUGUGUGUGUGUGUGAGAGAGAGAGAGAGUGUGUGUGUGUGCGAGUCUACGACAGGGAGCCACGGACAGAGUUCUCUAACAUUAUCAAGUUCCUGUCAUGUGUUCAGUUGAGCGUCUCCAUUGACCAUGUUUAGCACCGACAGACUCAACAUGGCGCAUGGCUGGCACACUUUCACUCCCUUCAUUAAGGUAGUUUGCGUGGGAUAACAGCGCCCGUAAUGUAUGUAAAGUAAUAGAAAGGAAAAACUAAAUUCAAGAGGGAUGACAACAUUUAAGAUGAAUCAAAAACUGUAUCAGACCUUCCCUAGUUUAUUAGAUUGUAUCGGACUUGUUAAGGACAUUUAUAUUCGUAUUUGACAACAACCCAUCCCAUUCCCACCUUUUUAUUUGUCCUCUUUUUGUUUUUAGUUGCUUGUUAUAGGUUUUACUUGUGUGACACAUUGUCUCAUGUCAUGAGAAAAGGUUGAGAAAGUUGCUGUAAAAUAAGAUUUGACGCUCUCAACCGCCGUCUUCUGAGUAGGAAUUCUACAAUGUGUUAUGGCCAAAACAAAAUCCGCAAAUAAAAAAAGAAUAAUAAUAGAAAAGGAAAAAAAACAUUUCAUGAAGUAAAAAACACAAAGGCAAACUGUGGGCAGAAAAUAGUGCAAUCCUGAUUUCCCGUCUCUAUCUUUAUUUUUCAAGUCGGUGAAUCAACCUUUGUCUUUGUUUCAAGUUUAUUUGGAUGUACUAAAAGCUUUAAAAAAAAUCUGUAGAUUCUAUUGUACAGUGUGUUUGACUUUUAGAGCAUGUGAAGCUGUUUUCUUACUAUGCUACAACACAAAGAAUACUCAAGCACAUGGACUUCACAAAUCCACCAGUUCAAAAAAAUAAAUAAAGAGUAUUUACAGAACUUUUCUCGACCUGAUCAACAAGUGGGAGUGUCCCGUGCCGCUCUGAAGGUCGGAUACGAGUGAAGAGGAGGAAUUUGAUUAUCCCUAAAGCACACGCCCGUUCAAAUCUGCAGCACAAAUAUAAAUAUUAUGGAGGCACAAUAAGAGAGGGAUUUUGGCACAUCGCUGCCAGCUGGAAACAAAUGAUCUUUCUGACAUCUUGGCAUUUGCGUGGCACUGGGAGACAGUUUUAAAUGUGUUGCUGCCCCAGCUGACAGUGAGUUAAAGUGUAGCACUGCUGCGCUGAAUGCCUAUGACUCUGGAUCUGCUGCGAGUUGUUCCGCCAUCACCGUUUCUGGAAGGAUCUCCCGCGGCUGUGUGUGUUUCUGCAGCACCUCGGCUGUUUUACAUACAGAUCUACGUCUCUGAGGACAUCAGCCUCUUCUCUUCAACAUUAAAAAGCACAGACUCAUGCUACAAAUACUUACUGAUGUUAUUAUGGCACAGAGUGUGAGGUUUGAAAAUGUCAGAGGAUAUGGCAAAUUGCAAAUGAUUGAAGUCACUCAAGGGGAAGGAGCUGGACUGCGUGUGAGAACGAAUGUGAGAGUGUGUGUGUGUCCCUGUGUUAGACAGAGGGUGUGUGUGUGCACAUGUGUGUGUCUACAGUGUCUCUGUGUGUACACAUAUAUGCACAUGCUGCGGUUUGUACAUGCCCAAUGUGCAUGAGCCAGACGACAGAGCGGGAGUGCGUCUUUGUGGACAUUUUUGAAGUAUUGUGAUGCUUAUGUACAACUUGCCUCCCCCCCCUUGCUAUUUGUGUUGAUAACAGAGAGAUUUACAUAAUUAUAAUGAACUAUUACUUAUUGUGAUUGUGAACCCAUAAGAGUGGACACCACCUUCUGGUACUGUGUUGAACUGCGCUCGAAACCCUUAAAAUCCCCCCGAGAACCCACUCCCUAAAUCUCCAUCCACCUCAACGCAGCGUUGUGCCCACUGUAUAUGUUGAUGCUAGUUUCCCCCUCUUGUUAUUUAAAUGUAAAAGUAUAAUUUGCCAUGCCCCCCUUCUGCGUUCCUGUUGAGUGAAUGCCUUUGUAGUCACCCUCUCUGCUGCGGCUUGCUAAGUUUCCAACGGAGGUUGAUGAUAAUAGAGUGAAAUCAGAGGCUCUAAUCAUUCCAAGUUAUCCCGCUCAUUACAGUGCAUCGACCCCCCCUGAUCGACCCCCCCCGGUCCCCAAACCUCCUAUCUUUCUUACUGUGUACCUCCUUAAUUGCCUUAGCCUCUGCUGCCAAUUCCCCCUCAUUCCAAAGCUCCUAAAUUCUGCUCCCAGCCCCCGACUCCCUGCCUCUUUAUUGCUAUGCUUUUUCACUCUCAGUCCCAGCGCAGAACUAACUCUGUUCUUCUUUUAGUUUUGGUGAAGUACUAUAGAUUGUUUUGCUGAAUCUUGAUACUGUGUUUUAAUGUUCUUGUCGACAUUUAAUAAACAUUCACAUUUUAUAAAUGGG